UCGCAUCGUACGUCAUAGACGUGUUAAGUGCAAUGUUUUUGUCGGAUUAAUUAAUACCGUAGCCAUGACCGCGGCGAACGAGCGAUCUCGCUCAUAAUCUUCCUUCCGGCGCUUCUUUUUCCGCUAGAGGCGCGUUGCGCGUCGUCGUUGCGGACGUCGCAGUUGCAGGCGCAGUUGCAGUCGCGACUCGAGGGGAUUGCACGCUCGUUCCACGUUGUCUUAUAUGUCGUGAGGAUCGCCGCGAAUGAUCAAUGGUAUAUCGUACUUUGCGUCCGCACUUCUGACCUGUCCGCGACAUCGUCCCUAUGUGACAUCCCUUUUACGUCUGUAUUCGCGCAUGACACGGUUCGCGCCUUCGACGAGGACAAGGUAAUUCGCGACAGUGAACAGCGUGUUCGAGACACGUACGAAUGUCGGGAAACGGUUGUUAGCACUAUGCACUUCUCUACCUACAUUCCUCCGCGCAUCACGCUCUAAUUGUCGCCUACGUUAUAAUUCAUUAUUGUAAUGGACUGAUACGUCUGCUAUGCGAACAAUCGUUCGAGAAGAAGAUUUGCAAUGAGUUCGCAACCGAUUGUGGUACCUGGUGGAGACCAUCGUCCUCCUACAGAAGCACAUUCUGUACCAGUUGGGAGUUCAACAGAUACUUUUAAAACCAUGACACCACCAAAUGUCAGCAGAUCUUUCAGUCAACCAGCAGAUCGACAUCUUCGACGAAGCAGCAUCCAAGCACAGUCUACACCAUUACCUAAACUUCCAUCAACUGAGUCCCUUUCAACAAGCAUAAAUAAUACAGCUGGUGCACCUCCAAUGUCUCCAGGAUUAUCUGUAAUGGGUGAAGGUAGUCAAAAAGUCGAUAACUCUUCGGACAAGUCAUUGGAUUCUUGUAAAUUGACGCGAAAAGAAUCUUAUAAAGCACAGAGAAAAAAUUACCGAAUGGAAAAGAAAAGAGUUGCCAAUGAGCUUUUAAGUUCUUUUAAAGAUCCAACUGUUAUUGUUAUGAGCGAUUGGCUAAAAGUACGUGGCACACUAAAAAGUUGGACCAAAUUGUGGUGUAUUUUGAAACCUGGAUUAUUAUUGCUGUACAAAAGUCCAAAAACAAAGAGUAACCAUUGGGUAGGGACGGUACUACUUAAUACAUGUCAAGUUAUAGAGCGUCCAAGUAAAAAAGAUGGAUUUUGUUUUAAAUUAUUUCAUCCUUUGGAACAAUCUAUAUGGGCCCCACGAGGACCUGAAAAUGAAACUAUUGGCGCUGUUAUGCAACCUCUACCGACAUCCUACUUAAUUUUCCGAGCUCCAUCCCAAGCAGCAGGCAAAUGUUGGCUAGAUGCACUUGAAUUAUCGUUACGCUGCUCUUCGUUAAUAGUUCGUUCGACAAGUGUGUUACCACGUACAUUACCACACGAUACAACCACCACUCAUGAAACUCAAUGGAGCGAAGCAGAUUAUGAGAAGCAUUUUGAUGAUCACGACCUGGACGAUAUCAGUCAACCAGAGAAUGGAGUAGCAGCUGAUGCUGAAAUCAGUGCUUCGGAUAGCGAAUCCGAGGCAUCGGCCAAAGAAGAUCAAUCAGAACCAAUCACUGAAACACCAUAUGUAUCUAACGAGAAUGAAGUUCUUGGAGCGGCUGGAGAAGUUGUCGCAGAAUUACAAGAAGAGCAAAAGUCUUUAAUAUGGUUCUUACUGAAACAAGUUCGUCCUGGUAUGGAUUUGUCUAAAGUUGUAUUGCCAACUUUUGUAUUAGAACCACGUUCAUUUCUGGAAAAACUGGCCGACUCAUAUUAUCACGCUGAUAUAUUGUCCCAAGCAGUAUUGGAAGAUGAUGCAUUUACGCGUAUGAAAACUGUAGUGAAAUGGUACUUAUCAGGAUUUUACAAGAAACCACAAGGUCUAAAAAAGCCGUACAAUCCACUUUUGGGUGAAACAUUCCGCUGUUAUUGGCAACAUCCUAAUGGUUCAAGAACAUUCUACUUAGCCGAGCAAUUAUCGCACCACCCACCUAUCUCAGGAUUCUAUGUAACAAACCGUCAAGACGGAUUUACUAUUAGCGCUACAAUUAUUGCAAAGUCUAAAUUUUAUGGAAAUUCAACCUCUGCAGUCUUGGAUGGAGUUGCUAUAUUAACAAUGCUGCCAAGAGGUGAAGAUUAUACAAUGACAAUUCCGUAUGCGCAUUGUAAGGGUUUACUUAUGGGAACGUUAUCAAUGGAACUCGGUGGAAAAGUAAACGUAAUAUGUGAGAAAACCGGUUACCAUUCAGAAUUAGAAUUUAAACUGAAGCCGUUCCUCGGCGGUGCAGAAUUAAUGAAUCAAGUCGUGGGACGAAUACGUCUAGGAAAAGAAACUCUUGCUAUUAUAUCUGGAUAUUGGGAUGGACAGAUUUCAAUAACGGAUAAGCGAACAGGGCAAGAAAAUAUAUUCUUCAAUCCAACACCAGAAAUACGUAAGAAAAGAUUAAAGAAAUAUACCGUUCCUAUGGAAUAUCAGGGACCAUGGGAAAGCGAAAAAUUGUGGCACGCUGUUACAGUAGCUAUUGAUAAUGAUGAUCAAUAUGCUGCUACUCAAGCGAAAACUCAACUUGAAGAAGCACAAAGAGAACGUGCUAAGGAGCGGAAAAUCUUAGGGCAGGAAUGGGUUCCAAAAUACUUUGUUCAAGAUAUUAUAACAGGUAAUUGGGUUUAUCGCCAUGCUGAUGUAAGACCAUGGGAUCCGAGAAACGAUGUAGUACAAUAUGAAGAAAAUUAUAUAGUGCGCACAAAGACUAGACACAAAACACCUAUUAUGCGUACUGGUAGUAUUGUUUCUACUGAACCACAAUCACAGAUUCCACUGUUACAAGCUGAAUCACGUUCUUCCUUAUCGGUGCUCAAAUCUUCAAAGAGACAGCUAUCUAACAAUAUGCCUCUGACAGAAACAGCUCAUGAUUCUGGGAGUUCAUCUGCGGAAGCACACACUGAUUCUAGUCAAUCAUUAGGGAAAAGAAGACGUUCAACUGCUAGGAUAAUAGAUAUAAUAAAAGAGGUAGAACAUCAAAUGCUAGAGCAUGGUGAGAAACUGAAUCGUAUACAAUACAUCGUAGAGCAAACUGCAAAGAAGCAAAGAGAAUAUGCUGAACUGCAACAUAACAAAAGCUUUCUUAAAAGUUGCGUGGAUAUUAUAUUUAUACUAAUUACUUUUUUCUUUAUGUUGUAUUUUGCAAAUAUAUGGAUUCGUAAUUCAACUAAAGGUUAAACAAAAUGGUAAGGUUGUUUCGUAUCUUUUGCGUUAUCAAUGUUAUCUUAUUAUCAAUAAGUUAUAUACAUACAUUA
This is a messenger RNA of Harpegnathos saltator (Jerdon's jumping ant), 3305 nucleotides long. RefSeq names its product Oxysterol-binding protein-related protein 8 (gene Orp8). The record is from RefSeq and is a predicted model, not a curated record. The transcript has 17 exons. NCBI's taxonomy places the organism in Eukaryota, Metazoa, Arthropoda, Insecta, Hymenoptera, Formicidae. Gene Ontology annotation, molecular function: cholesterol binding. Gene Ontology annotation, cellular component: cortical endoplasmic reticulum; cytosol; membrane. Bases 559 to 3228 code for a protein of 889 amino acids.